CCGCACGGAGGAGCGCCAGCGGACCAUCGGCCUCCCGAUAUUAUAGUGCCUCGGCUUGGCCACCUAGCGCGACGCGGGGGGUUUGUCGAUCCGUUGUGGGCGUCUCUAUAUAUGUUGACAUGUUCACCUAUUCGUUGUACCAGCACUGUAUCAUUAAUAGUUGUAGGUCUAAUUGCGAUCAGCCAUAGCUACGAGCCUUCGUCGAGGUUCACAGCCAGUAUCCGUCCUACGUAUAUGUCCUCAGCUUGCAAACUUUCCUAUGGUACAAAUGGUCGAACCUUUCCUUCCGCCCCACAUCUUCUCUAUCCCCUUCGCCCCUCUCCCUUCCUGCGAUCAUAUCGUCCCUCUCCACCGAUGCGCCCUCUCCCUUUCUGCCCUCCCCUACAACCCAGGGCCCUCCUACGCCCUCGCCGGCCCAAUCUCCCUCCCCAGAUACCUUGAGAAGAACUCGUCCAGCCACGAAAAGAACACUUCCUUGUCCUCUGCAGACAGGUUCGCCCAGUCAAAAUCGUCGGGUUCGGAUGCGUUGGCCGCUGUGGUGGAAGAGAACGCAGACCGGAACGACCCGGUCGUAUUGCUGGAUGCAUCAGAGGGCGUGGACUUCAGCAUGGGCGAGGCUGAGAACGCAGGCGUUUGUGAAGCCGAGUACGUAGGCAGCUUUGGUGAGGCUGAGAACGCUGGACGUGAAGCAGGUGCUGGCGAUGCACCGGCUGAGAACGCCGGCGAUGCACUCCCAGAGAAAGACGAGCCCGACGCCGAGAACGCUGCCCUUGGCGCCACCGCCGGUUUCGGCGCAGGCGCGACCGGGGGCGGAGGUGGUGGAGGAGGCGGCGGCGGAGGAGCUGCCGCACCCAUAUUCUCACUCGCGCCCGUACCACCCCCCGCAUCCGGCCUCGACCCCCGAUUCACUGGGGGUGGCCUACUCCCGCGGUUUACAGGAGGCGGCGGACCAGGACUCGGGCUCGCUGACGGGCUAGGAGAGCCCAUGCUGCUAUUCUUCCGCCCCGGCAACGGCGGGGGCGCAGGCGCUCCCAACGAGGGCGACCCGCCAGUCCUCGCCGGCAGCGCGGGAGACCCUCCUGACCUCGGUGGCAGCGAAGGUGAUCCUCUCGGCCUUGGCGGUGGUGCUGGGCGGCCAGGCAGAGACGGCGCAGACCUUCCAGGCAGUGCAGGCGGCGGUGAAGGAGUUGCUACCGACGCUGUCGCCGACGAUGUGCGCUUGGGCGGCGGAGGCGGCCUAGAAGGGGGUGGCGCCGGGCUAGCGGAACUUGAGCUUGAGGUUUGCCUAGGUGAUGGUGGUGGCGGAGGCGGUUUGCCGCUGUAGGGGUCCCAGUUGGUCUUCUUCGUGGAUAUGCUCGUAUUGCGAUCCUUUACGCCCUGAAGGGCCGAGACGCCAGAGUCUUUGGCCUUUAGGGCCUUGUCCUUGAGUGAUGCAAAUGACAUGGUUGUCACCCUUCCCUUUCAACUAUUCUGACUCUGGAUUUGUGGGACGCUCGCAAGUCGAAGUUCAACUUGAC
Messenger RNA from Schizophyllum commune H4-8, 1517 nucleotides. RefSeq lists its product as uncharacterized. The record is from RefSeq and is a predicted model, not a curated record. Bases 269 to 1324 code for a protein of 351 amino acids. NCBI's taxonomy places the organism in Eukaryota, Fungi, Basidiomycota, Agaricomycetes, Agaricales, Schizophyllaceae. The transcript has 3 exons.